AUGGAUAGCCAACCAUGCAAUCCAAUUUUUACAUGGGAAACUUCCGAAUGGAGAAACGUUGGUGGUUGCAAAAGAGGUGGUAAGUUUAGAACAGGACCAAGAAGAUGCAAAUUUGAAAGAAAUUUAUUCUGCAAAAAGUGUGGAGUUAAUGCACCAAAAUAUGAAUGUGAAGGUUUUGCUGGAGAAAAACCAUCUACCAAUAAGCGAGAUCGAGUAUAA
Dictyostelium purpureum is the source of this 219-nucleotide messenger RNA. RefSeq lists its product as uncharacterized. The transcript has a single exon. Bases 1 to 219 code for a protein of 72 amino acids. The record is from RefSeq and is a predicted model, not a curated record. NCBI's taxonomy places the organism in Eukaryota, Evosea, Eumycetozoa, Dictyosteliales, Dictyosteliaceae.